GACCCGGAGCCGGCGAGCGCGGAGAGCUCGGGAGCCAGCCCUAGCUGUAGGUGAGCGCACUCGGAGCAACCUGAGCGCCCGACAUUCUCUAACGGCCUCUCCCGCCACCUCCAUGACCCACAUCCUCCCAUUUCCUAUUUCCAGCCUCGUGCCUAGUAGCUUUUAGGUCUGUCAACACAUGAGGAAUGGCCGAUUUUGGGAUCUCAGCUGGCCAGGCUGUGGCAGUGGUCUGGGAUAAGUCAUCCCCUGUGGAGGCUCUGAAAGAUCUGGUGGAUAAACUUCAAGUGUUAACUGGUGACAAAGGCCAAGUGUCGGUGGAGAACAUGAGCCAGCUGUUGCAGUCUGCCCACAAGGAAUCCAGCUUUGACGUUAUCUUGUCAGGUGUAGUCCCAGGAAGUGUGACUCUGCACAGUGCUGAGGUUUUGGCUGAGAUGGCCCGGAUCCUUAGGCCUGGGGGAUGUCUUUUCCUGAAAGAACCAGUAGAGACAGCUGUAGAUAAAGAUAGCAAAGUGAAGACAGCGUCUAAACUGUGUUCAGCUCUCACUCUCUCUGGUCUUGUGGAAGUAAAAGAGCUGCAGCGGGAGUCCUUGAGCCCUGAGGAGAAGCAGUCUAUCCAGGAACAUCUGGGCUGCAGCAGUGAGAGCCUGCUCUCUGUUCAGAUCACAGGCAAAAAGCCAAACUUUGAAGUGGGUUCUUCCAGUCAGCUUAAACUUUCUACCACCAAAAAGUCUCCUUUGGUGAAACCUGCUGUGGACCCUGCCACUGCCAAGCUCUGGACCCUCUCAGCCAAUGACAUGGAGGACGAGAGCAUGGAUCUCAUUGACUCAGAUGAGCUACUGGAUCCAGAAGAUUUGAAAAAACCAGAUCCUGCUUCCCUACGGGCUGCUUCUUGUGGGGAAAGCAAAAAGAGGAAGGCUUGUAAGAACUGCACCUGUGGCCUUGCAGAAGAACUAGAAAAAGAGAAGUUACAGGAACAGAAGAAUGCCCAGCCCAAGUCAGCCUGUGGAAACUGCUACCUGGGCGAUGCUUUCCGCUGUGCCAACUGCCCCUACCUUGGGAUGCCAGCCUUCAAACCUGGCGAGAAGGUGCUGCUGAGUGAUGGCAAUCUUCACGAUGCCUAGGAGGACCCAUGGGACACAUCUGCUCCUCCACCACCUCCUGUCCCUCAGAUCCCACCACUGUGGCUCCUCCCACCUCCUUGGACUCUCUGGCUCUCCGUUGGAAAUCCCUUUUCAGGGAGGGUGCUUGUAGACAGGGAAGCUGGCUGUGGGUGCAGUGGUGUGUAGUGCUGCUGUUUGUGUGCAAAGACCCAGGCUUGGUUGCCUGGCUUCCUGCAGGGGGGGGCCUCUUUCCUCAUCUAGUGUUAGGAGAAGGGAGCAUGCCCAGAAGAGGCCCCCCUCCUGGUGUUACAGAAGCACUGAGCAGACACUCUCGAGCCCACACAUCCUUGAGUGUCUGUGCUCUGGGACGAGCUCCAGGCCCUGCCCCCGUCCUAAGCUCAGUUACCCUGCCACGUACCUGUCUUCCCAAGUUGGUGGUUAACUUGAUAUGCAGUUUUUAGUGACGAGUCAACUGUCUAAUGUCUCAACACCAAAGGAGUCACUCACAGGUUACUGUGAUCCCAUCCCAUGUCUCUCUACCCCUUCCCGCCCCCUCACUUUAGUGUUGCAUCUGUGUCCCGUGUCAUUUCUGUUCCUCUAUAGGUAUUAAACGUGCAUACUUCUGUGUAUCCAUUGUAAAGAGAGGCUCUGUACGUGUGUGUGAUAUCUGUCACAGACAUCCAGUCAGUAGGGACCAUGAAACUGUCUUUCUGGAGGAGCUUAGUGUCUCCCCACAAAUAGGGCCAGUGCUGUACUAUAGUAUAGCCUCUCUCCUCUACUGUGGAAGAGUCCAGGUUAGUAAGAAUUUGGAGAGAAGUAGGAGAGCACUCUAAACCAACUGAAGUCUCUGAGCAAGAGACCCCUUUAUUCUCCUCAUGACCCACCCACAGAGAUCUGGGAAUCCAUCUUGCCAAAUAUUUGAAGAGAUUGUGUGGAUUUCAAAAGUGUUGAUUCUCUCAGUUUGCUUUUGCUUACCCUGGUCCACACUGCUGGAGUUAUGGCUGUGACUAAAUUCUAGCUGGAUUCCAAAUCCUUUGUGGGAGGCAGAGUUUUGGAGACAACCAUUGGCCCCUGCCCUGUGUGACCUUGAGUUUGAGCAAGACCUGUGAAUGCACUAGAAUCUCCCUUCUGGGAUUAGGUGAGGUUCUAUGGCAAAAGUAAAAGGAUUUUGCAGAGAUACUUAAAAUCCUUAUGGAUUUAAUGAAAAGGAAGAUUAUCCUGAAUGAGCCUGCCCACAGUUGAUCCUUUAAAAGAACUUAGAGAAGGAAGAGCUUGCCUUACCCGCCUUGUAGGGAUCAGCACGACAGUGUGAGAGGCCCGUGGGGCAAGAAACUCCUAGUGCAGACAAGUCCCGAGCACACAGUCCUCGGGAAAAUGGGGACCUCGGUCCUUUGGAAGAACUGGAGUUCCAGGUGAGAGCACAGCCUGCGAUGCCCUGAUAGCAGCCUUCUGUGCCUGGACCUCAGACAGAGACUGGGAACAGGGCUGGGAGGUAGCUCAGUGGCAGAGCACCUGCCUGCAAUGCGCGAGGCCCUGGUUCCCUCCCUAGCCCUGCAAAGUAAAACAGAUGCUUGUUUGAUGCUGGAGAAGUUGAAUGAGAAGAAGAUAAUAAACAGGUGUGUUAAGCAGC
Marmota flaviventris (yellow-bellied marmot) is the source of this 2730-nucleotide messenger RNA. It is a transcript of the gene Ciapin1, whose product is annotated as cytokine induced apoptosis inhibitor 1. Gene Ontology annotation, cellular component: cytoplasm. NCBI's taxonomy places the organism in Eukaryota, Metazoa, Chordata, Mammalia, Rodentia, Sciuridae. The record is from RefSeq and is a predicted model, not a curated record. Gene Ontology annotation, molecular function: iron-sulfur cluster binding. Gene Ontology annotation, biological process: iron-sulfur cluster assembly.